Molecule: messenger RNA, 1134 nt
Organism: Ipomoea nil (Japanese morning glory)
Lineage: Eukaryota; Viridiplantae; Streptophyta; Magnoliopsida; Solanales; Convolvulaceae
Product: SWR1 complex subunit 6-like
Exons: 6
Coding region: 315-830 (171 amino acids)
Biological process (GO): chromatin remodeling
Cellular component (GO): Swr1 complex
Molecular function (GO): nucleosome binding
Source: RefSeq, a predicted model, not a curated record
GAGAAGCCGGAACAGAGAGAACAUAGAUUAGGAGAGAAAUUUGAAGUCCAAAAUUUCAAGCAACUUAUGGGUUUCUAGCAAAUUUCAAUUUGAAAUCAAGCUAUAGUCUCAGUCCUGGGCUAUUGCGACGCGAGAAGGCGAGAACAGACAACUGUCGACGCGAGAUUCGAGAAGUCGAGAUUGCAGAGGUGCCGAUUGUCGACCGCUGAGAUUGCCGACCGCCGACCUCCAACCUAGUCUUUGUAAUUCCGCGGCUGCUCAAUUCCUCACUGCGGGCUGCGGACUGCCAUCGCCUACGGCUGCUCAAUUCUGAGAUGGAUGAGGAAACGUCGAAUUCAGCACGUCGAAUGUCGACAAGAUCUCGUAAGGUUGCUCCGAAAAUGGCAGCUGCGCUUGCAAGCUCCGACAAUCGAACACAGGCAAUUUUGGCUCGCCUUGAUGCUUUGGAAAGUGACAAUGCUGUGCCGGAGCCAGUGCAACUUGAUGACGAUGAUGAAGCCUCUCUUGAUGACGAUGAUCAAGUAUAUCAGAAGAGGCAAUCGAAAGGCACUAAAAGGAAAACGCGCCAAGCCAAGGCUCUUGAGAACAAGAAGGCUCCAAAGACAUUCAUAGAGCUCUUGAAUGAGGCAAACCUGGAGUCCUUGCCUCCCCAUGUCCCCACCUACUUGAGAGCAGCAGCGGGACCUCCGAGCUCCACCUGCCGUCGCCAUUUCUGCACUGUUUGUGGAUUCUCUGCUCCCUAUACAUGUGUACAGUGUGGGAUGCGCUUCUGUUCAAUCCGAUGCCGGACUAUCCACAACGAUACUCGGUGUUUGAAAUUCGUUGCCUGAUCUCAAGAAGCCACUAGAUUCAGUUGGACUUUGCCCCCCACUUAGAAAAGUUUCUGGAUUUGUUACUCACAACAUCUUUUGCCCGGCCAGGGUUCGCACCAGCCGCAAUGGUACUUUUGAUUCAGGCAAUUCUCUUUGCAUUGAUCUUUGUCGUUUUUGUUUUUACAUUUCCCCCACGGCCGCACCCGUUCUUGACUUCACCGAUGGUUUCUCCGGUCCUCAUACAACCUAUUUCUGCUUAUAUUUAAAUGAAAAACAAUGAUGAACGUAACAAUACAUCCAAGUUGUAAAACACUCAUGUGUA